GAACAACAGCGCGUUUGCCACAAAUUCCGUGCAACUUGAACUUUGCUAAAGCACACGAAUUGCAUUUUGGGUAUUGGAAAAAUGGCGGACGAAGUUGAACAGCAACAGACCACCAAUACAGUAGAAGAACCUCUGGAUCUUAUUCGGUUGAGUUUGGAUGAGCGUAUUUAUGUGAAGAUGAGGAACGACAGAGAGCUUCGCGGAAGAUUGCAUGCUUAUGAUCAACAUUUGAAUAUGAUACUUGGAGAUGUGGAAGAGACAGUGACAACAGUGGAGAUUGAUGAGGAGACAUAUGAAGAAAUUUACAAGUCAACGAAGAGGAAUAUUCCGAUGCUGUUUGUCCGUGGGGAUGGUGUCGUAUUAGUUGCUCCGCCCCUGAGAGUUGGGUAAUUUGUGUAGGCAGACAGUUCUGAAUCAUGUUUUGGACUGUAAGUUUGGACAGGCUAGCCUGCUUUGUUUUGAUAUGCCACAAAUUUGUAAAGUUUUUGUACUUUUUAGUUCAAAUGUUCUGUUAACACUUGAUGCAUACACGUUCUUAGUUGUUUCUAAGCUGUUGGCUGACUUCAGUAUGUUUCGGCUAGACAUUUAGAGUUAUUGAUAUUUCCUAAAUACUUUGGUAUUUUCACAAAUGCAAUAAAUAUGUAUGAUUUAA
This is a messenger RNA of Electrophorus electricus (electric eel), 652 nucleotides long. It is a transcript of the gene lsm3, whose product is annotated as LSM3 homolog, U6 small nuclear RNA and mRNA degradation associated. The record is from RefSeq and is a predicted model, not a curated record. Gene Ontology annotation, molecular function: RNA binding. Gene Ontology annotation, biological process: mRNA splicing, via spliceosome. Lineage: Eukaryota; Metazoa; Chordata; Actinopteri; Gymnotiformes; Gymnotidae.